AUGGCUGUUCCUUUGCUGACGAAGAAGAUCGUGAAGAAGCGGCUCAAGCAGUUCAAGAGGCCCCAAAGUGACCGCAAGAUUUCUGUGAAGACAAACUGGAGGAGGCCGAAGGGUAUUGAUUCAAGGGUCAGGAGAAAGUUCAAAGGAUGCACUUUGAUGCCCAACAUUGGUUAUGGUUCAGACAAGAAAACUCGCCACUAUCUUCCUAAUGGAUUUAAAAAGUUUCUUGUGCAUAACGUAAAGGAGCUUGAAAUUUUGAUGAUGCACAACAGAACUUACUGUGCUGAGAUUGCCCACAAUGUAUCCACCCGGAAGAGAAAGGAGAUUGUCGAGCGUGCAGCGCAGUUGGAUGUUGUUGUCACCAACAAACUUGCUAGGUUGCGCAGCCAGGAGAAUGAGUGA
Molecule: messenger RNA, 402 nt
Organism: Dovyalis caffra
Lineage: Eukaryota; Viridiplantae; Streptophyta; Magnoliopsida; Malpighiales; Salicaceae
Source: the annotation of a GenBank genome assembly